GUUAUGUUAAGAAUAAACUCGUGUAAAUAUUUAUUUUAUUUUUAAAAUGGUUUUAUUAAAGAAAACUGAUGUUGAUUUGUUUAUUGCUAAUUCUAACAAGAUUAUUCGAUCUAAUUUAAACAAUUACACGGAUGUCCAAGUGACCAUUCCUUAUGAUGUUAAAAAUAUAACUUCCCUAGAAGUUUCAGCUUCUCAAGAGUAUAUUUUAGUAUCAACGGAAAAUAAACAAAUUGUUAUAUACGACAAGGACUUUAAAGUGAUUAAACAAUUUGUAGUUAAUCGUUCUCCAAGUAAAGCAUGUUUUACACCUUCAAAUGAUGUAGUAGUAGCUGAUAAAACUGGUGAUGUGUAUUUAUACAAACUACAGGAUGAAGACAACAAACCAGUGAUGCUGUUGGGGCAUUUAAGUGUUGUUUUGGAUAUUAUUAUUAGUAAAUGUGGGAAAUAUAUAAUUACUAGUGAUAGGGAUGAAAAAAUCAGGGUGUCCCAUUUUCCAAAUUGCUAUAAUAUAGUCAGUUAUUGUUUAGGACACACCGAGUUUGUUACAAAGAUUGACAUUAUUGAUAAUAUAUUAGUGUCAGCUUCUGGAGAUGGUACAAUAAGGUUUUGGGACUUCAUGAAAGGAAAGCAGUUGGCUCUGAUAGAUACAAAUUCAUAUAUUGAAGAAGACAAUUUGUUGCAAAAUUUUUGUGAGGAAAUGAAUAAAGAAAAGGUUGAAAUUAUUGCUCUUCCUAUUACUGAUAUGCAGUUACAUCUUGAUAAAAAAUUAUAUGUAGCUGUGUCAAUUUAUAAAUAUGAUUAUAUACAGUUGUAUUCAGUAGACUUAUCAAAUUUUAAUUCAUCACUUGUUAAAACUUUAAAAGUGUUAUCACCUUUUAGCUUUUGUUUUGAAAAUAAUUUAUUUGUUUUAAGUGAUAGGCUUUCCAAAUAUACUUUAGUUGAUAAUAAUUUUGUUGAGAGUAUUGAACCUUUAUUUGAUGAACUAUAUCAAAAGUAUAAAAGUUUAUUACAAUUUGCUGAUAGUAAUGCUGUGGCAGUUCUUUAUAAAAGAAAAUAUGACAAUGUUCAAGAAUAUUUAGAAAGAAAAAAGCAAAGGUUAUGAUAAUAAAAUGUUUUAUAAUCUUUUUGUGUUUAUCAUUGUUCCCCAUUAUCAUAUAAACAGC
Messenger RNA from Diabrotica balteata, 1163 nucleotides. The record is from the annotation of a GenBank genome assembly. Lineage: Eukaryota; Metazoa; Arthropoda; Insecta; Coleoptera; Chrysomelidae.